UCUAAUACGCCAACAAAUUGAAUAUUCCACUUUGUCAAAGUUUUUUUUUUACCUUUCCUACCUUCCAAUUGUGUAAUUUAUCCAGUGUGGUUAACAAUGGAAGAGAUCUUAAAUGAAAUUGUCCCACCUGAGAAAUUGGAGAAAUUCGAGAAGAAGUACCAGCAGGAAUCGGAGGAGCAGAAUGUGACAUACAAGACACAAUUUGAGUAUGCUUGGUGCCUGGUGAGGAGCAAUUAUGGGGCAGACAUCAAGAAGGGAAUCAUCUUGUUGGAGAAUCUGGCAACGAGACAUCCGAAGGGGAAGAGGGACUACAUCUACUACCUCGCCACGGGGCAUACGCGUAUCCGGGAGUACACAGUUGCCCUAAAGUACGUCCGGAGCUUCCUGCAGAUUGAACCAAAUAACCAGCAAGUCAUCACAUUGGAGCAGAUCAUCAAGAAGAAGAUGCAACGUGACGGAAUGAUUGGUGUUGCCGUGGCCGGAGGGGCUGCCCUGGUUAUCGGUGGGAUCCUCGGUCUGGAAUUCGCCAUGGCAAAGAAAUGAUACGCACCAAAAAUUCCAUCAAAGAAGUCAUAGAAGCUAAAUUUUCCCUGCAAAACUCUUUCUUCGAUCGAAUGAUAAGAAUGAUAAGAGAUAUAAUGUAAAAAGUAUUAGAGAGAGAAAAGGAUAUUUCAAUGUUUUUUUUUUAAAUGUUCAAUUGAAAUUAAUGAAGCUGUAAUUAGUAAUUAAAUACUGAUCACUUAUGUCGAAUAUUCCUUAAAUAUUUUUUAAUCUUCUUUUAACUGUUAUUCUUUCUUAAAUAAAGCAAUAAACUUCUGUGCCUACUUUAAAAUGCAAAAUCUUCAUAUCGGGCUCAUACUGGGAAUGAGCAUGAAUUAGGGUCCCCAUAUUCCAAGAAACGUAUACACCAAAAAUCUAUCUGUGAAUUCGUAACCUUCGCUAAAAUGCAA
This is a messenger RNA of Lutzomyia longipalpis, 950 nucleotides long. RefSeq names its product mitochondrial fission 1 protein-like. NCBI's taxonomy places the organism in Eukaryota, Metazoa, Arthropoda, Insecta, Diptera, Psychodidae. The record is from RefSeq and is a predicted model, not a curated record. Gene Ontology annotation, molecular function: protein binding. The transcript has a single exon. Gene Ontology annotation, biological process: mitochondrial fission; peroxisome fission; mitochondrial fragmentation involved in apoptotic process. Gene Ontology annotation, cellular component: mitochondrial outer membrane; peroxisomal membrane. The coding region runs from base 97 to 543 and encodes 148 amino acids.